CAGAUUAAGACAGAGUCAAUGCAGCAAGAGUCAGUUGCAGUGUUGUUCUCCACUACGCCUCACCUCCCUCCGGCUCUGCUCUCUGCAGGCAGGCCCCAGACCCCAAGGCCCACACCACACCUCUCUCCUAGGCAGAAGCAGAACGUGUCUGUAGGAAUAAGAAAGUAUGGGCGCCUACGAGUCUAACCUGGACGAUAUCCUGGCGGAGGACAUGCACCACUGGUACAACAAGUUUAUGAAAGAGUCUCCUUCGGGACUCAUCACGUUGUUUGAGCUGAAGACGAUGUUGGAGAUGCAGGGGAUGACAGAAGAAGCAAGCAGCUACGUGGACCAGGUCUUCUUUACCUUUGACAUGGACGGGGAUGGAUAUAUAGACUUCGUAGAGUACAUAGCAGCAGUUAGUCUGAUGCUGAAAGGAGAAAUCAACCAGAAACUGAAAUGGUAUUUCAAACUUUUCGAUCAGGACGGAAACGGCAAGAUUGACCAAGAUGAAAUGGGGACAAUAUUCAAGGCUAUCCAGGACAUCACCAGAUGUUAUGACCCUCCUACGGAGGAGAUUGUGACCCUCAUCUAUGAGAAGGUUGACAUAAAUAACGAAGGCGAGUUGACUCUGGAGGAGUUUAUCGAAGGAGCCAGGGACCACCAAGACAUCAUGGAGAUGUUGGGAAAGAUGAUGGACCUCACCAACGUUCUAGAGAUCAUUGUCAACGGACAGAAAAAGCAGGUCAAAUCACCCGAAUGAGGAUGACGUCACUUCCUGUUGCACUUCCUGUUUGAUGGACUCAGAAUUUACAGAAUGCAACGCAGAAAGGUUGUUGAGAAAGAAUAGGAUUGUUUGGGACGGAAAGCAAUUAUAGUGGAAUGUUUAAUAUAUAAUAUAUGGAGGAAAUGUAUAAAAGAACAAACGACGAACUUGAGCAUCUUGAUGAGAAGGUGAAUAUACAUGAAUGGGAGGGGAGCCAUGUCCCAAAUCUCCAUCGACCAAGAAGACUGAGUUGAUGUAAGGAACCAAUGGAACCAUGCCAGGAGGUCAUGUGACCCGUCUAUGUUCUCUAUUUCUACAUCCCGAUUGUCUUUACACCCUUUUCCCGAAGUCCCAUCAUAGAUUUAACCACGGUGGAAACCCUCUAGGCAAUGAUAACACCGAUUAAAUACUUUGAGAUCAAAUGACAGGAAGUGUGGAAGUGCAAGUGUAGAGAAUUGGGAUGCAGCCUAUAUGUUCUCUCUGUGUGUAUCACUUGAGUAUCCUCCUCCUCUCACUGUCACCACAGCUCUCUCUAGUCCUCCUUCUCCUGCACCUAGUCUCACAGUCACCACAGCUCUCUCUAGUCCUCCCCCUGCACUGUCACCACAGCUCCCUCUAGUCCUCCUCAUCUCAGUCACCACAGCUCUCUCUAGUCCUCCUCCUGCUCUCACAGUCACCACAGCUUUCUCUAGUCCUCCUCAUCUCAGUCACCACAGCUUUCUCUAGUCCUCCUCCUGCUCUCACAUUCACCACAGCUCUCUUUAGUCCUCCUCAUCUCAGUCAACACAGCUCUCUCUGGUCCUCCUCCUGCUCUCACAGUCACCACAGCUUUCUCUAGUACUCCUCCUCUCACAGUCACCACAGCUCUCUCUAGUCCUCCUCAUCUCAGUCACCACAGCUUUCUCUAGUACUCCUGCUCUCACAGUCACCACAGCUCUCUCUAGUCCUCCUCAUCUCAGUCACCACAGCUUUCUCUAGUACUCCUCCUCUCACAGUCACCACAUCUCUCUCUAGUCUUCCUCCUGCACUGUCACCACAGCUCUCUCUAGUCCUCCUCCUGCUCUCACAGUCACCACAGCUCUCUCUAGUCCUCCUCCUGCUUUGUCACCAGAGCUCUCUCUAGUCCUCCUCCUGCUCUCACAGUCACCACAGCUCUCUCUAGUCCUCCUCCUGCUCUCUCAGUCACCACAGCUCUCGCUAGUCUUCGUCCUGCUCUCACAGUCACCACAGCUCUCUAUAGUCCUCCUCCUCUCAGUCACCACAGCCCUCUCUAGUCCUCCUCCUGCUCUCACAGUCACCACAGCUCUCUUUAGUCCUCCUCCUCUCAGUCACCACAGCUCUCUCUAGUCCACCUCCUGAUCCUCCACUCACAGUCACCACAGCUCUCUCUAGUCCUCCUCCUGCUCUCACAGUCACCACAGCUCUCUCUAGUCCUCAUCCUGCUCUCACAGUCACCACAGCUCUCUCUAGUCCUCCUCCUGAUCCUCCUCUCACAGUCACCACAGCUCUCUUUAGUCCUCCUCAUCACAGUCACCACAGCUCUCUCUAGUCCUCCUCCAUCUCUCAGUCACCACAGCUCUCUUUAGUCCUCCUCCAUCUCUCACAGUCACCACAGUUCUCUCUAGUCCUCCUCAUCUCAAUCACCACAGCUCUCUCUAAUCCCCCUCCUCCUCUAACAGUCACCCCAGCUCUCUCUAGUCCUCCUCCUGCUCUCACAGUCACAACAGCUCUCUCUGUAGUCCUCCUCCUCCUCAUCUCACAGUCACCACAGCUCUCUCUAGUCCUCCUCCUGCUCUCACAGUCAUCCCAGCUCUCUCUAGCCCUCCUCCUGCUCUCACAGUCACAACAGCUCUCUCUCUAGUCCUCCUCCUCAUCUCACAGUCACCACAGCUCUCUCUAGUCUUCCUCCUCCUCUCACAGUCACCACAGCUCUCUCUAGUCCUCCUCCUGAUCCUCCUCUCUGUCACCACAGCUCUCUCUAGUCCUCCUCCUGCUCUCACAGUCACCACAGCUCUCUUUAGUCCUCCUCCAUCUCUCACAGUCACCACAGUUCUCUCUAGUCCUCCUCAUCUCAAUCACCACAGCUCUCUCUAAUCCUCCAACAGUCACCCCAGCACUCUCUAGCCCUCCUCCUGCUCUCACAGUCACAACAGCUCUCUCUCUAGUCCUCCUCCUCAUCUCACAGUCACCACAGCUCUCUCUAGUCCUCCUCCUGCUCUCAUAGUCACAACAGCUCUCUCUCUAGUCCUCCUCCUCAUCUCACAGUCACCACAGCUCUCUCUUGUCUUCCUCCUGCUCUCACAGUCACCACAGCUCUCUCUAGUCCUCCUCCUGAUCCUCCUCUCUCAGUCACCACAGCUCUCUCUAGUCCUCCUGCUCCUCCUCUAACAGUCACCACAGCUCUCUCUAGUCCUCCUCCUCCUGCUCCUCCUCUAACAGUCACCACAGCUCUCGCUAGUCCUCCUCCUCCUGCUCCUCCUCUAACAGUCACCACAGCUCUCUCUAGUCCUCCUCCUCCUGCUCCUCCUCUAACAGUCACCACAGCUCUCUCUAGUCCUCCUCCUCCUGCAACAGUCACCACAGCUCUCUCUAGUCCUCCUCCUCCUGCUCCUCCUCUAACAGUCACCACAGCUCUCGCUAGUCUUCGUCCUGCUCUCACAGUCACCACAGCUCUUUCUAAUCCUCCUAUGUAACGGUCUUAAAACACACUUUGUCACCAACUGAUACAAUGUUCUUAGAGGUCUUUUAAGAGAGGAUGUAUAAGUGCUGUUGUCAGAAGCAAGCCCUUAUACCAUAAACAGACGGGUAUUGAACUUUAGGGGCGUUCUCUGGCUGGUGACUAGGAUUCUAUGCAUUCCUAUUUGUAUUCAGGCUAAAAUAUUUAAAGAAACUGAAUAGAUGUAUUGUAUAUCCUCUUAUUCUAAAUAAAUGGAAUGGAUUUGUUGUUUUUCAAAACAAUUAUGGAACGUUAUAGAUAUUUAUAAUCAUAAGCAAAUGUUUGAGAAAAAAUAUAUUUUCACAAAGUAAAAAACGUCCAGGUUUCUGAGUCACUAAAGAUGUUUCAUAGUGUGUUUUAGACUGGAUGUUGAAAGUGACCCUACAUUCGAAAUGCACACGUGUCCCUUGGGUUGGGACUGAUCUCAACAUUACUUUUGGGGUUCUGAAAACCCAAACCCUUCUUUUGUGUUGUUUUUGUACCAUCAUCAUUGAAAUGCAACAGAAAUUUGAUCAUGUAUAGUUCAGCCCAGGUGCAAUAUGCAUUAUGGCCACUAGAUGACAGCAAUGUAUGUGCAAAGUUUAAGACUGAUUCAAUGAGCCAUUGCAUUUCUGUUCAAAAUGUUGUAUCGAGACUGCCCAAAUAUGCCUAAUUUGUUUAUUAAUAACUUUUUAUGUUCAAAAUUGUGCACUCUCCUCUCCUUUCACUGUAAUAGCUACUGUAAAUUGGACAGUGAAGUUAGAUUAACAAGAAUUUAAGCUUUCUGACAAUAUCAGAUAUGUCUUUGUCCUGGGAUUUUUUUUGUUGAGACUUACAACCAUUAGCCUACGUUAGCUCAACCGUCCCGUGGAAGGGGACACUGAUCCCGAAUAAAUUUUGAAACAUGUUUUUUGGGGUUGCCUUAACAAUUUUAUCAAUACAGUCAUUCUGAAUAAACAUACCGAUUUCCUGUUGAUUAAAUAAAGGAAGUGGUUCAA
This is a messenger RNA of Oncorhynchus keta (chum salmon), 4438 nucleotides long. It is a transcript of the gene guca1c, whose product is annotated as guanylate cyclase activator 1C. The record is from RefSeq and is a predicted model, not a curated record. Gene Ontology annotation, molecular function: calcium sensitive guanylate cyclase activator activity; calcium ion binding. The transcript is spliced from 4 exons. Lineage: Eukaryota; Metazoa; Chordata; Actinopteri; Salmoniformes; Salmonidae. Bases 167 to 742 code for a protein of 191 amino acids.